GCUUCCCACAUCAACGGUGCGCUCCGAGUCAGUGCCGUGCGUUCGGUUCACUCGUUGUUUGGCACCCUGCGGGACAGAGCAGAAACGUAGCCGACCGCGCGUUAGUUUGUCGAGGCAUUCUUUCCUGGCCGUGCGUGCGUGCGUCACAGUAAUAGGAAGAACGCAUCUAACGCCUUGUGUAAGAUUGCCACAUUAAGACGCGUGCGUGAAUCACUGAUACUAAGGAGAUUUUGUGAGAAAGUGUAAACCGUCUAACCUAGCUUAGUUUCGGUGUUUUAAGUUCACGUCGCCCUGCAGCAGAGUGAGGAAAUUUGAAACUUACCCCUCCACUACCGGAAGUGUGAUUAAAUCCCACCGCAGGCAGACUGCAAAAAAAAACCUUGAAAGAGUAGCUUUGCUGCCUCUAUUGCAAAACAACAAAACGGAAAAGAGAAAGGAACCCCCUCCCCCCCUUCUUGUACCGGGAAGAAAGUGCAUUUGCGAAAGAAAAUUAUUCGUUGCAGUGAAACGAAAUUGCAUCCGCGAAGGUUGUUGUGUUGCAAAGUUGAGGCGCCCUUGUGACGUGAUCUUCUGUGUGAUCGGUUUAGAUCUGUCAAACGUAGGGAGAAAGAAAAGUUCGAAGGAACAAAAAAACAAACACAGAAUUGCAACUUGAUCGUGCGUAAACAUUAUCAAACAAACAGAACAAACCGCGUACGUCACUAGUGACACUAGGCAAAUAGUGGUCAGGGUAAUCUGCGCUUUUGCAGGAGUUAAAAACAAUUCUAUUGUGUUAGCACGAAGCAGUGAAUCACAGACGUGAUAAGGCUGAAUAAAAGCAGCAGCAUCUUACAGUGUGCAUUGAUGUUGUGUUGCCAUUCUACUGGUGGGUGUACAUUUAAUAGUUUAAACACCUUUUGACGGAAAACACACAAAGAAACGCAACGUAGAAAAACGAACGCACAGCGCUGUCACGGUGGUUAAGAACGAACGAACACGAAAAACAUACACACGCACAAAGCUUCCAAUAUGGCGGAAGCGAUCGACCUUGCCGGUGGUAGCAGCGGUCUCACUAACAAUUUGCUCGAUGAUAACAAUAGGAAAAAUGGUUCGGUACGGGUACAGAUCGUACCGUCGCAGCCGAAGACGCUCUCCCAUCUGCCGACCCGACCACCCGUCGAUCUGGCCUUCCACAAUCUUACGUACCGGGUCAAGGAAGGACGACGCAACAAUGUGAAGACCAUCCUGAAAGAGGUGAGCGGCAAACUGCGCUCGGGAGAGCUGACCGCCAUCAUGGGACCGUCCGGUGCUGGCAAGAGUACGCUACUAAACAUCCUUUCUGGCUACAAAACAACAAACAUCGAUGGUUCGAUAACGAUGAACGGAAAGGAACGCAACCUGAGCCAAUUCCGCAAACUUUCCGCCUACAUCAUGCAGGACAAUCAGCUGCACGCUAACUUGACGGUGGAAGAAGCGAUGAAUGUGGCCGCUAGUCUGAAACUUAGCCAGAAAGUGGAAAAGAGUGAAAAGCAGCAUGUGAUCAAGGAAAUUCUGGAAACUCUCGGCCUUGAGGAGCACCGUCCAACAUUGACGCGGAACCUAUCCGGUGGUCAACAGAAGCGUCUCUCAAUCGCGCUCGAGCUCGUAAACAAUCCGCCGAUCAUGUUCUUCGACGAACCGACCUCGGGAUUGGACAGCUCGACCUGUUUCCAGUGCGUCAGCUUGCUAAAGUUCUUGGCCCGCGGUGGCCGUACGAUCAUCUGCACCAUCCAUCAACCGUCGGCCCGUCUGUUCGAGAUGUUCGAUCAGCUGUACACGCUCGCGGAUGGGCAGUGUGUGUAUCAGGGUAGCACACGACAAUUGGUCCCGUUCCUGGGUACGCUCGAUCUGGAGUGUCCCUCGUAUCACAAUCCGGCCAGCUACGUUAUUGAGGUGUCGUGCGGUGAGCAUGGUGAUCAUACGCGCAAGCUCGUCAAUGCGAUCGAGAACGGCAAGAAGGAUAUUCGCAGCGAGUUGGACUUCCCGGCACAGAAGAACAAGAAGAACGAAAAUGCGGCCAACGGCAAUACUAACCUGAAGGUGAACUACGAGCGUAUGAACGGUGGUGCGAACAAGUACGCGGACAAUCUGAACCUCGGUGGAAACGGUCUACUGCCACCAUCGAUGGUGAAUGAUAUUGCGAAGGAGACGGAAACCAUCAAAAUCGCCGUCGAACCGGACCGGGAACCAGAGGUUAACAGUGCGUUGCUGCCGGUAGAGGGUGCGGCUGACAUUGACCACUCACCCGAACGCUAUCCAACUUCGGAGUUCCACCAGUUUUGGGUUGUGUUGAAACGAACGUUGCUUUUCAGUAGACGUGAUUGGACUCUCAUGUACUUGCGUUUGUUUGCUCACAUUCUGGUUGGAUUCCUGAUCGGCACGUUGUACUACGAUAUUGGUAAUGAUGGCGCAAAGGUGCUCAGUAAUCUUGGAUUCCUGUUCUUCAACAUGCUGUUCCUGAUGUACACGUCCAUGACAAUUACGAUUCUUUCAUUCCCUCUCGAGAUGCCCGUACUACUAAAGGAGAACUUUAAUAGGUGGUAUUCAUUACGGUCGUACUAUCUCGCUAUCACAGUCUCGGACAUACCAUUCCAGACAAUCUUCUGCGUGUUUUACGUCUCGAUCGUCUAUUACUUCACAUCUCAACCAAUGGAAUGGUUCCGGUUCGCAAUGUUCCUUGGUUCGUGUUUGCUUAUCUCGUUCGUGGCACAAAGUGUCGGUCUUGUUGUCGGUGCUGCCAUGAACGUCCAGAACGGUGUGUUCCUUGCCCCAGUUAUGUCUGUACCAUUCCUGCUGUUUUCCGGCUUCUUCGUAUCCUUCGACGCCAUUCCAAUCUAUCUACGUUGGAUCACAUACCUUUCCUACAUUCGCUACGGUUUCGAGGGAACUGCACUGGCCACCUACUCGUAUGGUCGCGAAAAGCUUAAGUGCCACCAGGUGUACUGUCACUUCAAGUCACCAACGACCACGCUGGAGGAGUUGGACAUGUUGGAUGCUAACUUUACGCUCGAUAUUGUUGCACUGAUCGUCAUCUUCAUUGUGUUGCGAGUUGCUGCCUUCCUGUUCCUGCGCUGGAAGUUGAAGACUACCAGAUAAAUCACACUGGGUGGGUGACUUGGUGAUGUAAUGUGUCGUGAUGCUUUUUAUUCUAUUCAAGCUUAAAUUUAACGAAGAGAGCUAUGGUGUGCAAAACGGUACUGUACCACGUGCUAUCGUAUUCUCUUCCGGAUGCACCCGAUACCGUCGUAGCGUAAGCCAAAGUAGCGUUUAAUGUUUUCAAGUUCUUCUUCAACUGUACCAAAAACACGGAUGGCUAAAAUAAGAAAGGAUAAAUCUGUGCGAUGUGAUUUUAUCAGCUUACCCUUGCCUUGAACAUCAAUCGAACAUAUAACGGAACAUAUCAAAAGAAUCGAGUGAUAACUGUGCUCGAGCUUGGUUCGAAUCGCAGAAAUAUAGCCACAAGAUUGGCCUUAUACCUUUAUUGGGUGCCUUAUUGGCUACACAUGUAUGGCGUUCUACACCGUGCCCUUUUUGUACUAUCUCUUGUCUUUCUUAUUCAGAAAGUGAAUGGAGCAGCUUUUAAAGCGUACUGUCUCUCCGUUCCCUAUACAGUUUAACCAUUUUGCUAAACAACUUUUACGAUAAGGCUCAAGCGCACCGUACCGUGCAUUGGCGGCAUUAGAUGUUAAAGGAACGGGGUUUCUUUUUAUAACCGAUAUUUGCUUCAAGAUGUGUAUACGUAAGGGAAAUUGUGGAUGGACGUGGUUGUAAAACAAAAAAAAGAAGAAAAAGAAAAGACGAAACAGAAGAAGAAAAACAGACUAAAUGUGAUAACAUUUUAAAAACAAAAAAGCAAUGACAUGAUCAACCAGCAUAUUGUAAACAAGUGCAAUUAGUUAGCAAAAGUGCGAUACAAAUGUGAAUGAAAAAAUUGUAAAUGGAAUAAACAGGAUUAAUGUGGUUUUUUUUU
Molecule: messenger RNA, 3988 nt
Organism: Anopheles funestus (African malaria mosquito)
Lineage: Eukaryota; Metazoa; Arthropoda; Insecta; Diptera; Culicidae
Product: ATP-binding cassette sub-family G member 4-like
Exons: 7
Coding region: 1009-3114 (701 amino acids)
Cellular component (GO): plasma membrane
Molecular function (GO): ATP hydrolysis activity; ATP binding; ABC-type transporter activity
Source: RefSeq, a predicted model, not a curated record